AUGACGACGGCAAGCGAAAUCGCCAUGGACGACUCCGAACUCGAACAGGUACCCCAGCUCCCUCCCCCCUCGACUUUGGCCCUCCGCAAGGCCCGUCUAACCAGCGCACGACAGAUCCGAAAAGCCCGCCUCGAGCAGCUCAGGGCCGAGUCCGGCGCAAGCGGCGGCGGCCAACCAUCCAACGGCGGCCAGGACCAAGCCAGACAGCAAGACGACGCUCGGCAACACGUGCUGAACCAGAUUCUGCACCCCGAGGCCGCCGACCGCCUAGGCCGCAUCAGGCUCGUCAAGGAGCAGCGCGCGACGGAUAUCGAGAACAGGCUCAUCACGCUAGCGCAGACGGGCCAGCUGAGGCAAAAGGUCACGGAGGCGCAGCUGAAGGAGCUCCUGAACGCCAUGGCAGAUACCAAGGAGGAGGAGAAGAUUGUCGUGAGCAGACGGAAGGGCUGGGACGACGACGACGACGACCUGCUCGGCUUGUGA
Messenger RNA from Metarhizium album ARSEF 1941, 483 nucleotides. RefSeq names its product DNA-binding TFAR19-related protein. The transcript has 2 exons. Gene Ontology annotation, cellular component: cytosol; nucleus. Lineage: Eukaryota; Fungi; Ascomycota; Sordariomycetes; Hypocreales; Clavicipitaceae. Gene Ontology annotation, molecular function: DNA binding. The record is from RefSeq and is a predicted model, not a curated record. Bases 1 to 483 code for a protein of 160 amino acids.